CUUUACACUGACUACAAAAUUUAAUAUCAACGUUUUAUAAAAACUGUCAUUACUUUAUAACAUCAUGAAAUAAUUUCUACAAAUGAAAUCUCAACCAUUAGGGCAAAAACAUCACCUGAAUGCAUCACCUUUCUGAUUUCCGAUUUUACCGCUUCGUUUAAGGAUAUAGAGGAUAUGAGUACUUGAACGCAGCAUUAGCCCAACGGUCGUGGGAAAACGAAGCUAACGCAAUGACAAGGCAAAAAUGAAAAUGAGUAAAUGUAUGAACCUGGUAUGAACUUACUCAGGAGUAAUGCUGUUCGAAGGGAGGCUUUGGCUGUCUAACCAGAGAGCUCAACCUGCAAAAGAUCAGCAUCAGAGCAGCUUAUCUACAGUUGGCAGGUAUUCUCAUUGGACUCCUCCACAGUCUGGCAGCCUUCCCUGAUCAUUCAGUUUGAGCUCUGCCAGGCUCCAAUGCUGCUAAAGGCUGCCCUGUGGAGUAAAAGUGUUGCGUGUUGGACGGGUUAAAACUAGGGAUGGGGACAAUUACCAACAACGUUUGGAGGCUUUUGGACGACUGUAAGCUGUUCAUAUCAGAGCACCUGGAAGAUGAGGACCUGAGUGAAAACGCCCAAGAGACACGAAGAGUCUUACUGAAUAACUUCCGGGUUGUCCUUGGAAGGAAUCCACAAGAAUUACCCGGCAGAUCGGACUUCAGAGAUGAAGAUGGUUCUGAUGACAACCGCAGUUCCAGUCUGGGUCGCUCUGGCCCUUCAGACGACGCCUCUGACUACCAGGACGAUGGUCCCGCUGAGUUCUUUGGCGACAUCCCUCCUGUUGCGAUCCAGGACCUCAGCAACAUCUUGAAGCAAGGCUACUUGGAGAAGAAACGAAGAGAUCACAGCUUCUUCGGUUCAGAGUGGCAGAAGAGAUGGUGUGUCCUGAACAAUUCCAUAUUCUACUACUUUGGGAGUGAUAAAGAUAAGCAGCAGAAAGGUUCCUUUUAUAUCAACGAGUACAGCGUGCAGAUGGUCUCUAACCUGAGGAAGGACUCCAAAAAGAACUCCUGUUUUGAGCUCUUUGCCUCGGGACGGCGGGCUUUCCAGUUCACUGCCAGCAGUCCUCAAGAGGCCAGAGAAUGGGUGGACCAAAUCAAUUUUGUUCUUCGAGAUCUGAGCUCCAGCUUCAUCCCUGUAGAUGAUGACGAGGAGGAGGAAGAGGAGACCUAUGAUGACAUUGAGGGGGUGAGCGGCCCUCCCCCGCCUCGGCCCGGAGCUGCCCAGGUCCCACACCACCAGGGCGGCAAACGGGGAGGAGGGCACGAGGCAGGGGAGGAUGAGGAGGAGGACGACGAGGAUAUCUACGAGGUGCUGCCAGAGGAGGAUUUCCCCGAUCCAGCAGAUGAGAGCAGCGAUAAGAACAACAAAUCAGCUGGGUCAUCAGAUUACGCUAACUACUACCAGGGUUUAUGGGACUGCAAGGCAGACGAGCCGGACGAGCUGGACUUCCACAGAGGAGACCUCAUUUAUAUCGUCAGCAAGGAGUACAACAUUCACGGCUGGUGGGUCGGAGAGCUGAACGGCACCGUGGGUAUCGUCCCCAAGGACUUCCUGCACCCUGCCUACAUCCUGUGAGCUCCAACAGAGCUGCUGCUGGAACAACGCGCCAUGAAUCCCACACAAAGGCCUGUCACAUACUUUCUUACUGUUUAAAUUAUAUUAUGUAAAUCUACUGCAGAAGAACUCGUUCCUGCACACUGUGAACACAUACAGGGAGAAUAUUCAGGGUUAAAUCUGCAAUAAAACAAAAGCCAUUUAAUCAGCCAGUCAACUGAUAGGAAAUAAGACUGCUACAUUUUUUAUGAUUAAUAAUUUAGAUUAAUAUUUAAGUAAGAAAAAAACAUUUUGAAGGUAAGAUUUUUAUUCCUCCUUUUUUUUUAAAAAUCUAAAUUCACUGAAAAUAUUUUUGUUUUUUACUUCAAAAUGUAAAUCUAAGAAAACACACUUUUCAGACAUUUUUCAAGAGACUAAAGAUUGUUAUUAUUUAAUUUAAAAAUAACCCCCAGCAUAAUCAUUGGCGGGGGUAUUUUGAACUGCAGGUCUAAUGCUAGUUGGUUGACAAUUUUGGAUGUGAACAUGUAAAAUAAAUGGAGUCAAAAUGAG
Messenger RNA from Notolabrus celidotus (New Zealand spotty), 2141 nucleotides. RefSeq names its product src kinase associated phosphoprotein 1 (gene skap1). Gene Ontology annotation, molecular function: protein binding. NCBI's taxonomy places the organism in Eukaryota, Metazoa, Chordata, Actinopteri, Labriformes, Labridae. Gene Ontology annotation, cellular component: plasma membrane; cytoplasm. Bases 516 to 1613 code for a protein of 365 amino acids. The transcript has 16 exons. The record is from RefSeq and is a predicted model, not a curated record.